AUGUCUGUCUCCAAGGCACCGCAGCAGCAGCCCAGCCUGCUCUGGCGGACUGCGUCCACGGCCGUCAUGGCCACCACCGGCUUGAUCUGCCGCACCUUUCUCUACGGUCUCAGCAGCGUUGAGGUCCACGGCCUGGACAAGUUCCUGGCUCUGCUGGACUCACGGCGCGACAUUGAGGCGCGGCAGCGGGGGCUCAUCACUGGUGGCCUCGACGACCCGCUCAUCUGGGGCGUCCUGCCGUGGCGGUACACCCUGGACCACCGGAACCUGCGAUGGGGCCUCGGUGCCCACGACAUCUGCUACAAGAACAGUGGCCAGACGCUGCCAACACACCGCCUGAACCACUCACCGCUGGGCGGUCUCUUCCAGCCGACCAUUGAGCAGGCCGUGGGCGUGCUCUCGCUGCCGUCAUCGACGCCGACGACGACGACAACAACGACAAAAAUGUCCGCCACCGCCAUGGCGCCCUUCUUUUCGACCAACGGGGUCGAUCGCUGGCCAUCGCCGGCCUCGUUCGCUUGCAACCGACCCGGUUGGGUGCACAUCUUCCCCGAGGGCGCCGUGCACCAACAACGCGACCGCGGACUCCGCUACUUCCGUUGGGGCAUCGCCCGGCUGAUUCUUGAGAGCGAGCCAGCCCCCGAGGUCGUGCCCAUGUUCAUCGACGGACCUGACCGCGUCAUGCCCGAGGACCGCGAGUUUCCCCGCUUCCUGCCGCGUGUCGGCCAGCAUAUCCGCGUCGUUUUUGGCGACGCCCUCGGCUCCGACGCCUUUGCCGAGGAACGUGCGCGCUGGCGCAAGCUCGUGGCUGCCGGCGGUGCCGACGCCCCCUCGGAUUCCUCCACCGAGUCUCCCGCUGCCGCCCUCCGCCGAGAGGUCGCCAUGCGCGUCCGCGACGAGGUCCUCAAGCUGCGUCGCCAGCUCGGUUACCCCGACGAAGACCCUGCCCUCGGUCUCGCCGAGACCUGGGCCCGCGAACCCCAUUUGAAGCGUUAUCGCAGCCAUAUCGAUGACAGCCUAGUCAACCAGGAGUAA
Grosmannia clavigera kw1407 is the source of this 1035-nucleotide messenger RNA. Its product is annotated as tafazzin. The transcript is spliced from 3 exons. Gene Ontology annotation, molecular function: 1-acylglycerophosphocholine O-acyltransferase activity. Gene Ontology annotation, cellular component: mitochondrial membrane. NCBI's taxonomy places the organism in Eukaryota, Fungi, Ascomycota, Sordariomycetes, Ophiostomatales, Ophiostomataceae. Gene Ontology annotation, biological process: cardiolipin acyl-chain remodeling; inner mitochondrial membrane organization. Bases 1 to 1035 code for a protein of 344 amino acids. The record is from RefSeq and is a predicted model, not a curated record.